AUGGGGAUCAGGAAUAAACAAAAGUGUUGCAAACUUGAAAUCAGGCAGGCUCUACUACCUUUACCUGGCGAUGCUAAAAGCCAACCAGCACUAGCAACAACGACUCAAGUUGCUGCCACACAAACAACUGCACCAGCAGAGGACGCUACCGUAGAAGCCACCACGGAAUCAGAUCCUGCAAUGCCAACACCUCUUUCACCUUAUACAAAUUACCCAGAUCUCAAACCGCCAUCAACCCCUAUGCCACCGUCAGUGGAGUCUGAAGUCGAGACGAAGGCUGGCAGCACCAUGACUGAAGGACCAGCAGUGGUCAAUUCUGCACCUAUAGCAGACGCUAGCACUGGCUCAUCUCCUGUCAAUACUAGGCCCAGACCUCAGUCACCAUACCCUAAUUAUCCAGAUUUCAAGCCACCAUCCUCGCCUUCGCCGUCAGCACCUUAAUUUGGCAAGAGUACAAGAAACCUGGUCUAGAGGAUAUUAAAGAAGUUGAGUUGUUCAUAUGGAGCCGACAUCUCACCAGAGGUGUAUGUUAUAUUAUGUGCGUGACAGUGUGGCUAAGUCACUGUGGCGAGUUUUCUGCAACAGUAAAUAUAUGAGGAU
Molecule: messenger RNA, 600 nt
Organism: Zea mays
Lineage: Eukaryota; Viridiplantae; Streptophyta; Magnoliopsida; Poales; Poaceae
Product: protein THYLAKOID RHODANESE-LIKE, chloroplastic
Exons: 4
Coding region: 1-441 (146 amino acids)
Source: RefSeq, a predicted model, not a curated record